AUGGGUGCAACACACAGUUCACACAAUGAUUUUAAUCGCGUCCUUGCACGACAACCUCGAACAUCAAUUAAUAUGCCUAGAUUUGACAUACAAAACAAUUUGAUACAAGAACCACUUACUCAUACACUUUCUAUUCCUGUUCCUGUUCCACAAAAUAAAAGUCAAAAUAAAAAUGCAACUGCUAUUCUUCGAAAUAAAUCACCGGUUGAAAAUAAAUAUUCUGAACCAGUUCAAACAGUACAACAAAUGUAUGCAUCACCACCUAUCGAACAGACAACAUCAUCCUCUGCCAUUAAUAAUUCAACAGCAAAGAAAUUCAAACAAGAACGACCACAGCAACAAAUAAUUCAGCGAAAUACUACUCAUGACGGUAGAUUUGAUUUACUUGUACAUAAUCAAACAAUGAAUAAUAAUAGUGCUGUUAUUUCACGUUCUAUUAUGACUCGAAAUGAUCUACGAUGCUUGAAAAAUUAUUAUUCUUCAUUAUUUCGACCUGAAUGGUCUAUAGUUGAACAUAAUGGAAAACAGUUUGUUGUUGAAUUUACACAACGUACAGAACGACGUUUUGUACAAUUUAUGGAUGACAAGACACAUCAAAUGAGACUUUUUGAAGUUAUUGAUUGUAUACCAAGUACAAUAAUACGGCCAUAUAAACGUAAGUCUCAAUCACUAUUACCAAAUGAUACUUCUCGUCUUGAUCGUCGAUCAAAUCAGCGUCGUGCUCUUCAACCAAUUUCAAAUUAUCGAUCACCUUCAAGUUUCGUUAACAAACGAGGUUUAAAAUCACUAUCAUUUGAACAACCAACUUCAACAUAUUCUGAUGAUGAUGUAUCUACUUAUACAACUGAUUCUCUUGAUUCAAAUGAAGAAUCGGAAACAGAAGAUAGUCAAGAAAUUGAUCGAAUAUUGAAAUCAAAAGAAAUGCAUAGCGGUUACACACAAACGUAUCCAUUUUUCUUUAAUAAUUAUAAUACUAUAGCAGUUUUAAAUGAAGCAAUUGGCGGAUACAAUUUACCGAUGCCAUUUAGUUCAUAUGUUCGAUCAGUAUAUCCAAAUCAUCGUCAUCACUAUCAAAAAUUAUGUACUAUAAAUAACUCUGCUCAACCAAUUACGAAAAUUUGA
Molecule: messenger RNA, 1122 nt
Organism: Rotaria sordida
Lineage: Eukaryota; Metazoa; Rotifera; Eurotatoria; Philodinida; Philodinidae
Source: the annotation of a GenBank genome assembly